Molecule: messenger RNA, 1052 nt
Organism: Perkinsus marinus ATCC 50983
Lineage: Eukaryota; Perkinsozoa; Perkinsida; Perkinsidae
Product: eukaryotic initiation factor-2 alpha subunit, putative
Exons: 11
Coding region: 31-1032 (333 amino acids)
Cellular component (GO): eukaryotic 48S preinitiation complex; eukaryotic translation initiation factor 2B complex; eukaryotic translation initiation factor 2 complex
Molecular function (GO): translation initiation factor activity; ribosome binding; RNA binding
Source: RefSeq, a predicted model, not a curated record
CGGUUACUGCUUCAACCGUCACGUAUCACCAUGAGCUCCGAAGCCGCCCAUCUCCAUUGCCGUUUCUACCGAGAGCAAUUCCCUGAGAUUGACCAGUGCAUUGUGGCCUUAGUAAAGCAAGUCACUGACGUUGCAGCGUAUGUUUCCUUAUGUGAAUAUGACGAUAUGGAGGGUAUGGUUCAGCUUUCCGAGCUCUCUAAGAGGCGUAUUAGAUCUAUUCCUAAGCUCAUCAAAGUUGGACGUUUCGAUACGUUUAUGGUCUUACGAGUUGAUAAGGAGAAGGGCUACAUCGACCUCUCUAAGAAGCGUGUGUCGCGCGAGGAUGCUGAGGCCCUGGAUGUGAAGUAUUCAAAGGCGAAGACUGUCCAGUCCAUCAUGAGGCAUAUAGCAUCGACCCACGGCAUGUCUCUAGAGGAGGCGUGUUCGAAGAUCUCCUGGCCCCUCUACGAUAGGUUCGGUCAUGCUUAUGAUGGACUCUCUAAGCUUGUCGGUGACAACGCGGAUUUGAGCAUUCUGGAGGGCCUCGAAAUCACUCCGGAGGUUCGCGAGACUCUCCUUAAUGUGGUCACCAGACGAAUGGCACCUCAUCAGCUGAGGGUGAAGGCCAAGGUGGAGGUAUCAUGCUUCGAUUAUGAAGGUAUAGAGGCAAUCCAGAGGGCACUGAUUGCCGGUCGAACGGUCGCUAAUGACAAUUCUAAGGUUGGUGAUGAUGAGUCGUUGAAGGCCACUACUACGGUGAAGCUGAUUGCUCCUCCCCAGUAUUACAUUGUGACGACGUGCUCUUUGAGGGACGUCGGGUUUGAGCGUAUUGGUGCUUGCAUUGACGCGAUAAAGGAGUCCAUUGAGAAGGAGGGAGGCACCUUCGCAUUGAAACAAGCGCCUGAGCUCGUUGGACUGGAUGAGGAAGAGCUGGCGAAGCAGAAGCGGGAGGAAGAGUCCGAAUCUGAGAGUAGUGAUUCUGAAGAUGAGGAUGAGGGAAUGGGAGAUGCUGAGAUUGAUGAAAGCGCUUUCGCUAAGGCCAAUGAGGAGUAAUGUAUACGACUUGAAAGAAA